AUGGAGGCUCCUGCGGCGUCUUCGCCUGCGAUCGGUUUUCCAACCGACGGUCGAUGCAGCUACUUUGUGGAAAAGAAGAAGCGCUUCUGCAGGAUGGUGGCGGCCGCGGGGAAAAGGUUCUGUGGUGAACACGCUGGAUCCGCGGAGGAAGAAAAUGCUCGGAAAAGAAUCUUGUGUCCUUUAGAUCCAAAACACACGGUAUAUGAAGACCAACUAGCUAAACAUUUGAAAAAAUGUAAUUCAAGAGAGAAGCCUAAGCCUGAUUUCUUUAUUCAAGAUAUAAAUGCAGGAUUAAAGGAUGAAACGGAAAUUCCUGAGCAAUUAGUUCCAUUUUCUUCUCUAUCUGAAGAGCAGUUGGAAAACUUAAUUAAGAAACUGAGAAAGGCAAGUGAAGGCUUGAAUUCGACACAUGAAGAUCACAUUAUGUCCCAUCCAGCAUUACAUGAUGCCCUUAAUGACCCGAGAAAUGGUGAUUGUGCAGUCAAACACCUGAAGCAGCAGGCUUCUAUUUUAGGUAACAUUGAAAAAUUACAGUUACUUGGUCCAAGAAGAUGCUUUGUUGAGUUUGGAGCAGGAAAGGGGAAAUUAUCUCACUGGGUUGAUAUUGCCUUAGAAGAUGCUGAAAAUGUCCACUUCAUCCUGGUAGAAAAAGGGACCACAAGAUUCAAGGUCGAUGGUAAACACAGGAAAAAGAACUCGGUGUUUGAAAGACUUCAAAUUGAUAUCCAGCACUUGUGUUUGAACAGGAUUCCUGUGCUAAGAGAAGGAAGACUGCCUGUGGUAGGAAUUGGGAAGCACCUGUGUGGGGCUGCCACAGCACCAGGAGAUGCGAGCAGAAGGAUCAGGAAUUUGAGAUCAGCAUCAGCUACACAGAACCUAUCUCAAAACAAACAGAAACAAAACCAAAAAACUACCUUCUCAAGCCUAGAUCUUGCAUUACGAUGUUUGGUUGAAACCUACGCUGCCAGUUUUGAGGAAAAGGAUGAAGAACCUUUAGCCAAACGUAUAAAGAAUGAUAAACCAGGAAAAGAAAGUAACACUUUGGCCAAGGAAGGAAAUGAAAAAGAUGUCCCAGAGACACAGACCCCUGUGGCUGGCAUUGUGAUUGCGCUCUGUUGUCACCACAGGUGUGACUGGAGGCAUUAUGUGGGCAAAGAGUAUUUCAAGGCUCUCGGACUUGGGGCGGUGGAGUUCUACUAUUUCCAGAGGAUGAGUAGUUGGGCAACGUGUGGGAUGAGGCCAUCUUUGGAAGCCUCGGAUGGUACUCCAGGGAGAGAAGAUGCUCAGAGGGACGCAAGUGAAGUGCAUGGUGAUGGAGGGGACAGACUCACAGAUGGCGGCACGGACAGCUUGCCUGGGAUUCUUACUGCUGAAGAAAAGAAGAAAGUAGGACAUCUUUGCAAACUGCUGAUUAACCAAGGCAGACUCCAGUAUUUGCAGCAGAAAGGCUUCAGUCCUGCCUUACAGUACUAUACAGACCCAUUGGUGUCUCUGGAAAAUGUACUGUUAACUGCCGUACCAGCUCAUACGUCAUCGCAGGAAAAACAUCAUCAAUGAAAGGAAACAUGAACAUGAUGUCUAUCUUCCACAAACAAAAAAUGUUAAAUUAUUUUUAAAUUAUUUUUGACAUUCAUAAAAAUAUUCACCAAGUUGUCACAGUAUUCCUUUUCUACAGGACUCUUUAAAUUACUUUAUCCAUCAGAAUGUAUAGAGCUUGGCAUUUGAGUCAGACAGUUGACUGGAUCUUCUGAAAGAUAGAACAUCAGCGUAUAAUUACAGGAUGAACUCAGUGUUAAUCUUGGAAACUCAUCUCUGGUUUUAUUUGAUAUUUUUUCAUUUUUUGAGCUCCAGUUGUAAUAAACAGUAUAAGUUUAUAACAAGGAUCAA
Messenger RNA from Apodemus sylvaticus (European woodmouse), 1887 nucleotides. It is a transcript of the gene Trmt13, whose product is annotated as tRNA methyltransferase 13 homolog. The transcript is spliced from 12 exons. Gene Ontology annotation, biological process: tRNA methylation. The record is from RefSeq and is a predicted model, not a curated record. The coding region runs from base 1 to 1557 and encodes 518 amino acids. NCBI's taxonomy places the organism in Eukaryota, Metazoa, Chordata, Mammalia, Rodentia, Muridae.